GUCUGUCUGAUCUGUGAACCUGUGGAUAUCGCUGUAUUAAAUAUUGGCUUACGCUUCUCUUCACCUUUACCGUUCAAUUUAUAAUUCCAAUUAAUUAAUUAUUAUUUUCGUUUAUUUAAAUAUUUAACCUUUUACAUUAAUUUUACUUAGAACUUUAGUGUGUGCCAUGAACUUUAAAUCAAUACCAAAAAAUAUCUAAGUAAAGUACCGUAUAUACCCCGGUACUGCACCUGUUUCAAAUUACUUUAUUUCUGCGGAAUUGUCUUUCAUCCUAAUGGAGAUUGAAAUUUUAAACGUCGUCGGCUCUAAACCCUUGGGCAAAAUUACCGUCAAUGAUGAUGCUACAAUCAAGAAUGUUAAAGACAAGAUUCACCAAAACGUAAAAAAAUCUUUGUAUCCCAGCCGACAGGCUAUAAAAAUUGAAGCAAAAGGAAAAGUGUUAAAAGACGAAGACACUCUAAAGUCUCUUAAUAUUCAGAGUGGCGCAAAGUUAUAUUUGAAAGACCUUGGUCCUCAAAUCUCCUGGACCACUGUAUUUUUAGCUGAGUAUGCAGGACCUCUUUUUGUAUAUCUAUGGGUCUAUCAGAGGCCAUGGAUACUAUACGGAGAUGUUUCUUCAGUCCAUGGAACAGUUUCAAACGUAGCAGCCAUUUGUUGGUCAGGUCAUUAUAUAAAACGACUUUUGGAGACUGUGUUUGUGCACCGUUUUUCACAUGGCACAAUGCCUGUACGGAACCUAUUCCGUAACUGUGCUUACUACUGGCUGUUCACCUUAUAUGUGGCCUAUCAUAUUAAUCAUCCUCUUUAUACAGCUGCAAAUAGCCUGUAUUUCCUUGUUGGUCUUGGUGGUUUUAUUGUGUGUGAGCUGGGCAAUCUAAGUAUUCAUCUCUUGCUUAAGAAUCUCCGUCCUCCUGGUACUAAGGUGCGGCGCAUUCCCGUUCCUGAUGGCAACCCACUUUCUCAACUAUUCAACUUUGUGUCUUGCCCUAACUACACAUAUGAAGUUGGCUCUUGGAUAUUCUUCACCAUCAUGACCAAAUGUGCUCCAGCGGGUGUAUUCGCAUUUGCCGGUUUCUAUCAAAUGGCUGUAUGGGCGAUCGGUAAACAUCGCAACUACAAGAAGGAAUUCCCUGAAUACCCUAAAAGUCGUAAAGCAAUUAUACCUUUCAUUCUAUAAAUUGGUAUCAAGGUACUGUUUCAUUAGUGAAACUUCUAUAAAUUCCGUAUUUAUAUACGAAUUUAAUAAUAUAUUUUUAUAAGGAACUACAUAUAUUCCUUAUUCACGGUUGCUAUGGCUUAUUGGGUGUUGGAUAUUAAAAUAGUUAUUUGUGUUGGACGCAUGAAAAAUUAACGGAUAAAUGUUAUUAUAAUAGGAAGGUAUACAGGAUGGUUUUUAAUUAGGACGGGAACUGUUAUAGAUAAUAAUUAUUUAAUUAAAAUUUUAUUUUUUCUAAAAUUUAAUUGUUUAGAAUAAUAAAUGAUUCCAUUUGUAUUAGUGACA
Molecule: messenger RNA, 1501 nt
Organism: Achroia grisella
Lineage: Eukaryota; Metazoa; Arthropoda; Insecta; Lepidoptera; Pyralidae
Gene: Sc2
Product: probable very-long-chain enoyl-CoA reductase art-1
Exons: 5
Coding region: 275-1177 (300 amino acids)
Biological process (GO): very long-chain fatty acid biosynthetic process
Molecular function (GO): oxidoreductase activity, acting on the CH-CH group of donors; protein binding
Source: RefSeq, a predicted model, not a curated record